This is a messenger RNA of Helianthus annuus (common sunflower), 1245 nucleotides long. RefSeq names its product F-box protein At3g08750-like. The transcript has a single exon. The record is from RefSeq and is a predicted model, not a curated record. Bases 1 to 1245 code for a protein of 414 amino acids. Gene Ontology annotation, molecular function: protein binding. NCBI's taxonomy places the organism in Eukaryota, Viridiplantae, Streptophyta, Magnoliopsida, Asterales, Asteraceae.
AUGUCAGACAACAUACCAUACGAAAUGCAAAUGGAAAUCAUGAAAAAGCUUCCUGCCAAAUCCUUGAUUCAGUUCCGAUCGGUCUGCAAAGCAUGGAAGUCUCUCAUCGAUAGCCCUGAUUUCAUUACGCAGUACAACGGCCAACACACAAACCCGCAACAUCUGUUUCUAACCUAUUGUGAUUGUGAGGAUAAGUAUGUUUCAAUUGCUGAUGAUCAUACUUUUCCCCACCACAAAGUUCCCCUCACUUUCCCACAAUGGCUUUUAGAUUAUGAUUAUGACCUAAUCGGCUGCUCUCAUGGCUUGUUGUGUUUGUCUUAUUAUGAGGACCAGACCAGAAUAGCUAUUAUUUGGAAUAUUUUGAUUAGAAAAGCAAUUGCUGUACUUGUGCCGAAUGUGGCUGGUGGGGAGGUUUAUAAAAAUGUUUUAGGUUUCGGGGUUUGUCGCGAGACUACCGACCCGAAAAUUGUCAAGAUUACACCUAUUCGGAGUCAGAGUGCUAUGGAAAGUGUAACUUGGCAUGCUGAGGUUUUUACUUUAAGCACAGGGACUUGGAGAUCUCCAUAUAGCGGCAAUCUUCCUCGUAGUUCAAUUGAGUUUGACAGUUACUGUGAUCAGGUAGUUACUAUAGAUGGGUCUAUUUAUUGGCUUGCUGCUGAUAGGGCUGAUGUGGAUCGUGGGUUUAGGUUCGAUUAUACGAUUAUUUCCUUUGAUUUCACCCGUGAAGAAUUUAAAGAAGUGAGCCUCCCAGAUAGUUUAGCACACCAGAGGUAUAAGGAUAUUUUGUCCGUGUUAAAACUAAAGGAGUCUCUUGUUGUGCUUGAACGUGUCAAUGAUCUGGGUUACGAUGUAUGGAUGAUGGAGGAUGGGGUUUCCAAACUGUUUACGAAGCUAUUCACUAUUAAUGUUAGCACACACUGUGCAAAAGUAAAGGGAUUUAGAAAGAGUGGUGAACCUAUAAUUAGCUUUAGUUUUUCAAUCUACGAUAAUCGUAACAAAGUUGUUUAUGAGCCUUACUCAAAACAUAAUGAUAAUGUUGUGAUUGACAAUAUAUUUGCUUCAUAUUAUCUGAUUCCCUACAUGGAAACGCUGCUUCUGCUUAAUCAGCCAGAUCUUACGGUUCAUAACCAAGUGGAAACCCUCAAAUUUGAAGAUGAUUGGCUUCUAGAACCGAGUUUCAGUUAUGGGUUUAACGGUGAUUCUUUUCCUGAGGACGACUACUUUAUGGAUUAUUAUGGAAUGUAA